Drepanopeziza brunnea f. sp. 'multigermtubi' MB_m1 is the source of this 1587-nucleotide messenger RNA. RefSeq lists its product as uncharacterized. The record is from RefSeq and is a predicted model, not a curated record. NCBI's taxonomy places the organism in Eukaryota, Fungi, Ascomycota, Leotiomycetes, Helotiales, Drepanopezizaceae.
AUGUUAAUCUUUGUCGCGCAAGAAGCCCGCCGAAGCAGAAGUUCACCCUCUUCCCAAAGCUCGAUCGAGCCCAAGCUCCGCCACCGCAUAUGGAGACACGCGAUCCCCGGCCCUCGGGUCGUCGACGUCGUCUAUGGUGAGGCACAAGCCGGCUACUUCUCCUUUCACGCCGAGAUCCCAGUUCUUCUGCACGUCUGCAAGGAGUCUCGCGUAAUCGGGCUCGGCGUCUACGGCAUCUGGUUUGGCAGCUCUUCACGCCCAGCUUGCACCCCCUUCGACUACCAGCGCGACUGUCUUUUGUUCGGUGAUUAUCCCGCUUUCUCUUUCUUCACACCACACUCAGCUGGAAGUACCGAUGACGUCUUCGGUGAGCGCGGGAUGAACCGCGUGAUCGGCCCCUUGGGUCAGUUCGAGCUAGCCAGCAUCCGCAAGAUUGCAAUUCCGGCCAUCUUCCUCUCCAAGUACCGGGAGAAGGAUUCCGCGACGGUCUUUCGAACACUACUUGCAAAUUUCAGUUCGUUGGAGUACCUCGUUAUCGUCAACGAGGAGCGCGAUCCGUACGCCUCCGGCGCUAUGCUAUUUCGAGAGCUGGACAUCGGGGAAUGGUGCUCAAUUCUUACAGCGAUGAAGAUGGCUUUGAGCAUUGGCGCUGGGGUCAAGUUUGAGUUACGCAUACGGGGUAAUAUCACAGGAGGCGAUGAUGAGUCAAAGUUCCUGCAACGCAAUAUAGUUGAAGAGCCAGAGCAGUGGCCCAAGGAAGAUGAUCUGGAGGAGGAGAGAGCUCAAUAUGUGAUCGGUCUCGAGGAGGAUCAAAGAUGGAUGAAUAAGGCGUCAGAAAUUUUCCUGGGUGGGCAAAUGGCGGUUGUCAUUUCUAGACGUGGUUUUGUGGCACCGAAAACUGGUAGAAUUGCCAGGCAUGCGAAGAGGCCAGAGACCCGCGCGACCGAGAGACUUGGCUUUAUAGAAACUACCAGGAUAAUACUGCAGAAUGCCCUUGCCAAGGCACUGAUCGAGACGGGUCGGAUAGUCUUACCUAAGAUGGACAUUGACCAGGACGAGGAGAAGAGGUUGCAGGAUAUCGGGGAGCGCGUUGCGCUCGACACUCUCGGCUCACACCGAUAUGCGCCAAUAGUCGCAUAUCUCCUCCCCCACGCCUAUCAGAUGCGGCCACUUGAACGGCGGCUGAUCCGGUCAAUUUUAGAGGAGGAAGAGAGAGCUAGAGUGGACUUUGAGCAUUUCGGCAGGAAGCUGGAGGCUAAGAUGAAGGGCCUGUCACCAGCAGACUUCUCUGGGAUCGAUACUCUCGGGCGAUUCUGGCUUGGACCCAACGAGGAACAUGGCAGCGAACAUGCCCACUGCUACGCCGAGGGCCAGGUCGACCUUGUGCCGCCGAAGACAGAACAUGACAGCGAUGGAGAGUUACGCGGAAGGCUCUUGACAUAUUUGACCAUGCCUUCGGAGAACGUAGACAAUAAUACCAUGAACGGCUGGAAGCUUACAGGUUACACCGCAAAGCGGAGAUUCGAGCACAAGCGAGCUCGAGAACAUGAAUCUUCUGUGUAUGAACUAGUCACAGUGGACCUUUGA